Messenger RNA from Frankliniella occidentalis (western flower thrips), 310 nucleotides. It is a transcript of the gene Ppcdc, whose product is annotated as phosphopantothenoylcysteine decarboxylase. The record is from RefSeq and is a predicted model, not a curated record. Lineage: Eukaryota; Metazoa; Arthropoda; Insecta; Thysanoptera; Thripidae. Gene Ontology annotation, molecular function: FMN binding; phosphopantothenoylcysteine decarboxylase activity. Gene Ontology annotation, cellular component: phosphopantothenoylcysteine decarboxylase complex. Gene Ontology annotation, biological process: coenzyme A biosynthetic process.
AUGGAGACUAAAAAGAAAGUAAAUGUUUUGGUUUGCUGCACUGGCAGUGUGGCCACAAUAAAAAUUAAAGAACUUGUCGAUAAGAUUCUUAAGUAUGGGGCAGCAGUUCGAGUUGUUUCAUCGGAACAUGCUCAACAUUUCUUCAGUGUCGAAGAAUUGCGAACGUGUGUCGAAGUUUUUCGUGAUGAAGAUGAAUGGACCAUGUGGUCCAAGAGAGGAGAUCCGGUACUUCACAUUGAGUUGGGAAAGUGGGCUGAUGUCCUGCUAAUAGCACCGCUGGACGCAAACACCCUUGCCAAAAUAUCCCAGG